This is a messenger RNA of Doryrhamphus excisus (bluestripe pipefish), 4388 nucleotides long. The record is from RefSeq and is a predicted model, not a curated record. NCBI's taxonomy places the organism in Eukaryota, Metazoa, Chordata, Actinopteri, Syngnathiformes, Syngnathidae.
UGAGCGGGGGCCAUCAGAUAACAGGCAGGACAAUGGCGCUCCAUUCUGAGGGAUCUCUUAAAAUGAGCAGGAAGCGGCGAUGAGCGCCUCGGUGAGGCUGGCGGAGGGACUCCCCAGGGUCCGCUCAACCCCGCCAGAGCACGCCGCUGUUCAAUGGCUGCAGAGACUGACAGGAAAUGAGAAGCUAUCGGCCCCCCAGCUGGAGCCAAAGGCGUCCUUUGAUGCCGUCUCUCGCUGAUAGAGAGUUGCUGCCAUGAAUUGGACUGGUGAGCAUCACACUUUCAUUGUGGAAACGUUUAUCAAAACCAACCGAUCUCUAACUGCAACACGAGUGUUCCGUUUGCACUUCAAUCUGGGUUGACCUGAUCCCGUAAAAAAAUGGUAAGGUUAACCACAACUGAAUUUCAAAAUGACACAGAAAGGCCCCGUUCAAGGACCACAACAUUUUCAAGCCGUUAUGCAAAAAUGAAGGUUGUUUAACCUCGGCUGUUGGUGCAAUUUAUUCCUACAAGUGUUCCAACUUCCUCAUGGAAUAAAAACAUAAAGCUUCCUCUUAGCAUAGAAACAGCGUUUGGAACACACUGUGGUACUUUAUGAUCGUGGACACUUCAAAUUGUAGGAUUUUCCUCUAGAGAAAUUGGAGUUAUGCAAAAGUUUUGACUGAUAGUCAAAAUAUUUUGUGAAACAUGAGGUGUGUACUCAGACUGGUGACAUACUUUAGCGUAUACGUCCGAUGGGACUGACAUUUCCCAAACAUCCUUUCAAUGUGCAUGUUGACAUUCAACGUCUUGCCCCCCAUAACGAUGGAAUGGAAUGGACCCACAAGCACGUCGAGCUGCCCUGACCUCUGUCUGAGUUUGCUUCAUGCAAAUGUUCUUCUUCUUAGAAUGUCCAUCGUCCUGAAGAACGUCUACCUAACUACACUAACGUUGGCUAUGCCGUUGUCAGAGUGGACCAUGCAGUGCAAUGAGCGCCUCCGUGGCCGUGUACCGGAGCAUCUUCACCGAGGACGGCUUCCAGCAGGCAUACGGCUCCGAGGAGGACAACCCCGGUGCCGGUCCGAGGCUCCGGGACAAGUUGGCGGUGAGGUGCGGAUGUUCACAGCGGGCCUGCCUUCACCUGUUGCGGGACAGAGUUCCCAUCGUCGACUGGCUGCCCGGGUACCGAUUCCGGAAAUGCAUUUUGGGGGAUACCGUAGCAGGACUCACCGUGGGCAUCCUUCACAUCCCACAAGGAAUGGCCUUUGCCCUGCUCACAUCUGUGGCACCAGUUUUUGGUCUCUACACGUCCUUCUUUCCCGUAGUCCUGUAUAUGAUUUUUGGCACCGGGCGCCACAUAUCCACAGGUACGUUUGCUGUGGUGAGUUUAAUGACCGGUUCGGUGGUAGAGCAACUGGUUCCCAGUCCUCUGGUGGUGAACUCCACUUCAGAAGUGUCCGACUUUGAGAUCCAGAGAAUCGGCGUGGCCUCGGCUGUAGCACUUCUGUCAGGAAUUAUGAUGCUCUGCAUGUUUGGGCUUCAGCUGGGCUUCCUGUCCUCCUAUCUGUCAGAGCCAAUUGUCAAGGCCUUCACCAGCGCUGCUGCCUUUCAUGUCACCGUUUCACAGCUGCAAAGCAUGCUGGGGCUGAACCUUCCUCGCCACACUGGGACCUUUUCUCUCUUCAAGACUCUAGCGUCCAUGAUGGAGAACCUGCCUCAGACCAACACGACAGCGCUGCUGAUCUCCGUGGUGUGUUUGGCUGUUCUGGUCCCGGUGAAAGAGAUCAACACACGCUACCGGCAGCGCUUGCGUACGCCCAUCCCGGUGGAGAUCCUAACCGUGAUCAUCGCCACUGGGGUUUCCUAUGCCUUCUGUCUAGAUUCCAUCUGUGACGUAGAAAUUGUUGGCCACAUUCCAGCAGGAUUCCCAAGACCAAGACUCCCUGCGUUGCACACGUUACCCCAAAUUGCCGGAGACACGGUCGCCAUCACAUUGGUGGGCUACGCGGUGUCCGUCUCCCUGGCAAUGAUCUACGCCGACAAGCACGGCUACGCCAUACAUCCCAACCAGGAGCUGCUGGCUCACGGUAUCUCCAACACCUUGUCCUCCUUUUUCACCUGCUUCCCAAGUUCUGCUACUCUGGCCACCACCAACAUACUGGAGAGUGCUGGGGGAUUCACACAGUUAUCCGGCCUGUUUACCAGUCUGGUCGUUCUAAUUGUUCUGCUGCUGAUCGGACCUCUGUUCCACUUCCUACCAAAGGCCGUCCUGGCGUGCAUCAACGUGACCAGCCUGAGGCAGAUGUUCCUGCAGUUCCAAGACUUACCAGAACUGUGGAGAAUCAGCAGGAUUGACUUUAUGGUUUGGGUGGUGACCUGGCUGUCCGUGGUUGUCCUCAACGUGGACCUGGGUUUGGCCAUCGGGGUCAUGUUCUCAAUGUUGACUGUCAUCUGUCGCACACAAAGGGCUGGAUGUUCUGUGCUCGGCCGGGCAAGCAACACAGAGAUUUAUCGCCCUGUGGAGAAUCACAGUAAGUGCUACGAGCUGCCAGGGAUGAAGAUCCUGACAUACAACGGGCCGAUCUACUACGGAAACCGUAGCUUCUUCAGGGAAGAGAUGAGCACUUUGCUGGGCCUGACGCCGGAGAAGAUCCGCAGUCGAGAAAAGGCCAGAAAAGCUCUGGAGACGCGUGAAAGACACGCCGGCGUCAACACGGUGGAACGAGGCGUAACAAAUGCAUCUUUUUCUUUGGAAAAUGACUUUUUUAAAUCAGAAGCAUCUGACAACGACGUCCAGGCUCUUCUGAUCGACUGCAGCAGUGUGAUAUUUGUUGAUGUUGCCGGAGCAAGACUCUUUACUCAGAUGUGCAUCGAAUGCCAGAAGGUUGGGGUUCACAUGUAUUUAUCCAACUGUAACAAAAGUGUUUUAAAGAUCCUGGCAUCGAGCGGCCUCAUGAACCACAUGAAGCCUCAAGAUAUUUUUGUCACUGUACACGAUGCCGUCACGUACAUCCAGCAGCAGAAGGAAAAACAUGGUGAAAACACCACGACCGUUUGGGUGUGAGAUCGAUGCUCAGCGAUGGCAAGUCGAGUGUUUGGGACCAAAUAAUGUACCAUUUGGUGAUUGGUUGGAGGGUGUAAUGCAGGGGUGGGCAAACUACGGCCCGGGGGCCACAUCCGGCCCGCCAAGUGUUUGAAUACGGCCCGCCCGUUCUUUCCAAAGUAUUUCAUUUAAAGUCAACAUACAAGCUGGCAUCAUGGCUUGAGACGACAUUUUCAUGGUUUGGCUGUUUUAUCAAUUUUGUUAUUUGAUGCGGUCUGUUGUUUACAAAGUGAAAAAAGGGACACAAGCACAUAAUAAUAAUAAUAAUAAUAUUAAAUAAUAAAUUUAUUCUUAUUAUUAUAAAUUUAUAAUGAACUUUACAUCAAAUAAAUGAUCUCAAAGUGCACAUAUAGCAGAUUGCAUGACACUUACAGAUACAAUAAUUUUGUUAUUUGAUGUGGUCUGUUAUUUACAAAGUGCUCCUGAAAAAAGGGACACAAGCAUAUAAUAAUAAUAAUAAUAAAAUUAAUAAUAAUAAAUAAUAAUAUAAAUAAUAAUACAUUUAUUAUGAUACAUUUAUUAUGAUACAUUUAUAACGCACUUUACAUCAAAUAAAUGAUCUCAAAGUGCCCAUAAAGCAGAUUGCAUGACACUUUUACAGAUACAAUAAUUCCAGCUGGACUGUUACGUGUAAAAUAUCGAGUCUGGCCCCCCGUCAAUUUUGUUAAAUCAAUGCGGCCCGCCAGUCAAAAAGUUUGCCCACCCCUGGUGUAAUGUGUACUCGCGUUUCCAAGAUACAGUAGCCUGUUGUAGCAUUUAUGGAGGCUUUACAGUAUUACACCGUUUUAUGUAAGCAUCAUGUCAUAUAUGCUGGAAUUCCUUAGAGAAUAUUAUUUGAUUGUAAUGCAGAGAUAAAUAUACUGACAAGUGCACUGAACAGUUUCAAAUACUUGGCAUAUUUAUAUCUUGUACAUGAGCAAUACUUGCUACAGAGCAAUACUUUUUGGUAUUCGUCUGCAACUGUCCCAGCGGCUGUUUUAAUAUUACAUAUAUUUCCAUCAAAGUUUUGCGAGUCAGGUUUUAUUGAAGUACGAGAUGGGUUUGUGCUCAUUGUUAUAUUUCAUUAGAGUUUGGUGAAGGUCGGAAUGUGAAGCACGCCGGGAUGAAAUGUGAAGAUGAGUACAGUCUGUGUUCUCCGGGCGAGCGGAGAACGCAGUAUUGAGGCAUGAUGAAAACUUAUGAAACACAGACUUUAGAAGCUCGCCUCAGGGAUCGAGAUGUCUCGCUCUGUCUGGCCUAAGUGUUACACUCUUGAUGAUGACAGGUCCUCAACGUGUUCCAUAAGUGGUUAUUGGCAUGCUGAAAUA